Molecule: messenger RNA, 599 nt
Organism: Aspergillus welwitschiae
Lineage: Eukaryota; Fungi; Ascomycota; Eurotiomycetes; Eurotiales; Aspergillaceae
Gene: fkbp3
Product: peptidylprolyl isomerase family protein FPR2
Exons: 2
Coding region: 118-525 (135 amino acids)
Biological process (GO): protein peptidyl-prolyl isomerization
Molecular function (GO): peptidyl-prolyl cis-trans isomerase activity
Source: RefSeq, a predicted model, not a curated record
CUCUCACUCACUUAAGUAUACGUAUCCGCAUCUCCCCAAUUCCUCCCAUCCUACAACUCCCACCCUCCAACCUCCAACCAAUUCAUCCGUCCAUUCACAUAUACUCCAUCUACCAAAAUGCGCCUCCCAACUCUCGCCACCCUCCUCACCCUCUCCCUCACCACCCUCGUCUCCGCCGCCGACCUCGGUAUCGAAGUCACCCACGCGGUCGAAUGCACCCGCAAGACCCAAAACGGAGAUACAGUGUCCAUGCACUACCGGGGCAAGCUCGCCUCCGACGGAUCCGAGUUCGAUGCUAGUUAUAACCGCGGCACUCCGUUGAAGUUCAAGCUUGGUUCGGGGAGAGUUAUUAAGGGAUGGGACCAAGGUCUCCAGGACAUGUGCAUUGGGGAGAAGCGCACGUUGACCAUUCCGCCGGAGCUGGGAUAUGGUGAUCGCGGUAUUGGACCGAUUCCUGGCGGUGCGACGUUGAUUUUUGAGACGGAGUUGGUGGGUAUUCAGGGGGUUGAUAAGGAUGAGUUGUGAUCAGUUUUCUUCUCAAUUCCUUUUUCUAUAUAUAUGCAUGUGGGGUAUAACGAUAUGGGUCUAUUUGUAUCGUC